AUGAUAGUUUAUAGAUUAUUAAGUUGGUUACUUACAUUUAACAACGUUGAAGGAAAAAAUCUCGCUAUAUGUGGUGAUGACGGAGUUGUAUAUUUAGAAUUCAACGAAGCUGAUCUUAUGUGUUUGGUUACACAGGAAGGUCAGAUUAUGGUUGCACAUAGAACUAGUGAAACUGGUGAAUUUAGUCCAUUACAGGUUGUUAAUACUAAUACCAAUGAACUUACAGUUGUUGAUUCAUUACCUGCACCAUUCCAAAAUAUUGUAAAUCAGGCAUCUCAAAUUGAAAGCCAAAAUACUUUUAUUGCAAAUUCCCCAUAUAGAGACUUUUAUGUAGCUAAUAAUGAACAACAACCAAUAAUUCAAGCUACUCCAAUGCCA
Molecule: messenger RNA, 378 nt
Organism: Hepatospora eriocheir
Lineage: Eukaryota; Fungi; Microsporidia; Hepatosporidae
Source: the annotation of a GenBank genome assembly